AUAAAUUUAAAUUCGCAUUGUUCGUCGUAUUCCAGUUUUGUGAUCAAUAGCAUUAUACAAUAACGUUCAGUUGAUAUCAUGUUACAGCGAAGAAAUGUGGUUUUGCAUUUUAUAGGCGUUUAAACAAAUCGUUGUCUAUAUGUAAAUAGGAUAAUUUUGAUUUUUUAAGCGCAGCGUGCAAUUAAUUCGUAUGAUUUAUGUUCAAUAGUACACAUUUAAUUAUAGUGUAAUUGAUGAUACAUAAAUGAAAACUUACAAAUAGGACAUGCGGUUAUACAAAAUCUAGUAUUUUUUCUUUGUACCAUUAUAUAUAGGGCAUAAGUACAAUUGAUAAGAAGAAAAUAUAUUUUAUAUUAAGAACAACCACACGAACAUGUAUCUGACAGUGUUUAAUAUUUUGCCGAUAGGUCAUAGCAAAAGGAUGGUCGUUGAAUGAUCUUCUCCUUGUGCAUAAUGAGGAAUAAAUAUGGAUAUAAUUAACAUAGAAGAUGUAGAAACUGGUGUCCGUCCGUCCAAGAAUUCUGCUCCAAUUCAAUGCAAUUGCAUUCAUUCAAAUUCAGUAUGCUAUGUUGUCGUAACGAUCGCCACCCUGGCUCUCCUGGGUGCAAUAGUCUUCAUCUGUAGAGAUUACAUUAAAGUCUUGCUCUAUUGGAUUGAGCAUCAGAAUGCCUGGAUUGUUACUGUAAUAUUUAUUGCACUUUUCACUGUGGUUUCAUUCCCCAUAGUGAUUGGCUAUCUAUUUCUUAUCAUUGCAAGCGGCUAUCUCUUUGGUAUAUUAAGAGGUAUAGUCAUGGUGGUGUUGUCUGCCAAUUUGGGAAUAGCAAUAGCUCAUGUCACACUUAGUGCGUUAUCCUCCAAGUUGCCUAUUGGAGCUCUUCUGAAAAAUGAUACUGCAAGAGCAAUACUUAGGGUCAUAUCUGGACCACAAGCCUUCAAGGUUGUGCUGUUCACAAGAUUAACUCCCAUCCCCUUUGGUUUACAAAAUACUAUCUUUGCUGUAAGCAAUAUGGGUGGUAUUCAAUACCAUAUAGCGAGUGCAAUAGGCCUGCUGCCUGCACAAAUCAUCAAUAUAUAUUUAGGCAGUAGCUUAAGAUCUAUGCAAGAUGUCCUCGAAGACAAAUCGACAGCGGCAACUGGUUAUAUUGUCUUCUGCUUUCAGAUUCUAAUAGGCAUUUCGUUGAUGGUAUACGUCGUGCAGAAAGCACGAAGAGAGCUUCAGUUGGCGUUAUUAGAGGCUGACCUUGCCUCCAUGGCCGAUACUUCUCAUUAUCUCUUAGACACGUUACCCGAUUCUAAGAUAGUUCUGACAAAUUUAAUUGCUUAAAAGAAUCUCGCGAUCAUACCUGCAUGCUCCGUACCUAAUAUUUUCAAAGAGCUCUCUUUUCAUUGCUUGCGAGGAUGAUAACGUAAUCAUCUUGUUCAUCUAAUACUACGUUGAGAGUACUAAUAUUUUUUAAUACCAGUAUUUAUUAAUCAAAUUUCGUAUCACACACGUGUUUUGUUCGAAAAAACUGUUUCGUGCCAAAUCUCAUUUCUUGCAUAUAAAAAAGUCUUCUUUCAUUUAAAUGAUUCGUGUGCAUUUAUAUUUCUUAACAUGUACAAAUUUUUACGUGCCAGUUAUUAACAGCUUUAUAUUUAUUUGUUUAUACAUUGUAAGCGGGUCUUCCGAAAAAUUGAUUUACACAGACUCACCGAACAUGCGGAACAUGAAGGCUAUUGAAUGUGAGAAUUAAAAAACCAUAAUUUCUUUAAUAAAAGCAAAUUGCUUUGUGUACAUAUUUGCUUGUAGAUGUUUAACUUAUUGUACGCAUAGCGUAUAAAAAAUCUAUGAUUGUAAAAUGUAUGUAAUCAUAGCUGCAUUUGUAUAAAAUUACCAGGGAACAUUUAUAAUAAUGUUUACAGCAGAAAGUAAACUUGAUCCGCAUUUUCCUAGUAAGACUGAAAGUAAAAUAUUCACAUUAAUUAUUUAUGGUUCCGUCAUAAUUGUACAAUAGCUCGUUCUAAACAAGAAACGUUUGUACAUAAUUCCUACUGUCUAUACAUAUUAUGAAUGACCAAUUCCGUGUACAGAAUCAUAUAAUUCGCAUGCUAGACUAAUUUAUGCUAGACGAGACGAAAACUACAUUCUACAAAUGUAACAUAAACGACUGUACCGAAUUAAAAAAGUUGCGUUUA
This is a messenger RNA of Ceratina calcarata, 2175 nucleotides long. RefSeq names its product transmembrane protein 64. The record is from RefSeq and is a predicted model, not a curated record. Gene Ontology annotation, biological process: regulation of cytosolic calcium ion concentration. NCBI's taxonomy places the organism in Eukaryota, Metazoa, Arthropoda, Insecta, Hymenoptera, Apidae. Gene Ontology annotation, cellular component: endoplasmic reticulum. The transcript is spliced from 3 exons. Bases 467 to 1324 code for a protein of 285 amino acids.